AUGUCUUAUCAAGGUUUAGGAUCAUAUCCGAAUGGCGGAAAUCACAGUGCAACAUUCUUUUCUAGUGCUCAGCCCACUAGGGAAUUUCAAAACCACACGGAAGGCCAGAGUUUACCGUUUACAUUUGACAGACGUACAUUCAAUCCAAACCCUUACCGAAGUCAAUGUAGAAGUACAGAUCUGAACACAAACAUUAACACCUAUAAUAACCAGAAUACGGGGAAUUACCAACUUCAUCGAGGCUCUGUUGGGAUAGGCCAGACCAAUUUCAACAGCAGCAGCCGCCAAGAUCAUUCAACCCCCUCUCAAAACAACUUUCUAGAUCCUCGGCAAGCUCCCGCUCAUGUAGAACCUCUUCAAGUUUCUUCGCAUCGAGCUCCAGUUCCAUCUUCUCAUCCGAAUAGGUUCGGCCAGGUCAAUUUCAACCAUCCAACCAAUCAGCAAGAUAACUUUUCCCACUCUCGGAAUGACUUGAUGGAUCCUGGUCAACUGUCUUCACAAUGUCACCCUUGUGACAGGCGUUCAACCCAGCUGGAUCCUUGUUGCGGUCCUUUAAAACAGUCAGAACAGCGUCUUGGUCUUUCGCAGUAUGACCCGACUAACCCGGAUCCUUUUAACAGGUCCUCGCAAGAUACCUCUCCGUCUACGCCGCAAUACCGACAUCUUGAGUCCGCAGUGACUCCAGCAACCCGUAAGACUCAAAACCGCUCAGAUGUUUCCACUUCAAAUUACCGCUCGGUGGCCGCGCCACGUGUAUCCACACUUCCAAAUCUUCAAGAAGAGCUCCGACGCGGUGAAGAACAGCUUCAGCAUGAGCGUGCCGAGGCAGUCAAAAAUGCUGCCAAGAAACAGGCACGUGCUGAUGCAAAGAAGAAGAAGUCCCAGGGAGCCGCAAGCAACACAAAUCUACUUGAUCCAGACGUAUCCCUUGGGCUUGACUUCUCACAGAUGGAUCGGAACAAAUCUAGGCUUGUCAACCAUGAGGUUCAGAGCGAGCUCGACGACCAGGGAGAAAACUAUUGA
This is a messenger RNA of Puccinia triticina, 1023 nucleotides long. RefSeq lists its product as uncharacterized. The record is from RefSeq and is a predicted model, not a curated record. The transcript has 3 exons. The coding region runs from base 1 to 1023 and encodes 340 amino acids. Lineage: Eukaryota; Fungi; Basidiomycota; Pucciniomycetes; Pucciniales; Pucciniaceae.